This is a messenger RNA of Pseudomyrmex gracilis, 2680 nucleotides long. RefSeq names its product phosphatidylserine decarboxylase proenzyme, mitochondrial (gene Pisd). The record is from RefSeq and is a predicted model, not a curated record. Gene Ontology annotation, biological process: phosphatidylethanolamine biosynthetic process. The transcript has 5 exons. Lineage: Eukaryota; Metazoa; Arthropoda; Insecta; Hymenoptera; Formicidae. Bases 567 to 1805 code for a protein of 412 amino acids. Gene Ontology annotation, molecular function: phosphatidylserine decarboxylase activity. Gene Ontology annotation, cellular component: mitochondrion.
CACGUAUACGCACGGUUGUCGUGCACGUGUGCGACACACACGCAGGUAGACAAGUGUGUUCGUUCACACGUGCGCGCGUAUUGGUACGUCAAUGCAUGUCGCGUUCCUUAACCCUUUCCGGCGCGGGCGCACUCGCCAACACGCGUACGUGUAAUUAAGAACGUUACAGGUGAUACGCACACACACACACACACACACAUAAAGAAAUAUGACGCAAAGGUUUUACAGAGCGUUCUGUUGUUUGUUCAAAAUACAUGUCCACACAAUUUUUGAGCGCAACUUUUUCUCAUCGAUUUGUAGGUUAUUUAUUCGGUUUUGAGACCGAAUGUCGCACGCGCGAUAAACAAAAUCUACUUAAUUUUUAUCGAAAUUUUUUUACAAAAAUAUGGAAUCGGAUAAUAAAUCAAAUUUUUACAGAACAGUAAUUUGAGUUUGAAAAACGCGCGCGUAUUUAAAUGUUGUGUGUACACACAGCUGGUUUCAAACUCCAUUGACGUUUAGUGUCGUGUAAUUUACAUAUACAUAUACUUGCUGAGUGAUAAGAUAUCGUGAUAGACGUUUUGACAAUGUGGAAGCUGCGUCACCUCGUCAGGGGAUGCCAAUAUUGCAACACCUCACUGAAAAUAACACCGAGAUCGUCCGCAAGUUUCAUCAGAAGAUGUACAUCGAUCGCUCAGACAACUCGCGCAAAAACUCCCGGUCGAAAAUGGCGAAUUAUUCUACCGACCGGAAUUGGAUUGUCGGUAGUCGCCGGAACACAGUGGAACUACCUGCACGAGCACGGAUAUUCCAUCGACGUAGACGACAAGCCGGAAUUAAUUAACGAUGUCGUGGCUACGUGCUAUUGUUGCCUGCCACUGAGAGUAACCAGCAGAAUAUGGGGCUGGUUGACCAGCAUCAACUUGCCGGAAAAUCUGAGACCAGCGCUUUACAAAUUUUACGCCAACUUGUUUAACGCCAAUCUGGACGAGAUAGAACUGGAUUUAUCCGCGUUUCCGAAUCUGAUGGAAUUUUUCGUGAGAACACUCAAGAACAAUGCGAGACCUAUCUCGAAACAUACAAGUUUGAUUUCGCCUGCAGAUGGCGAGAUUCUUUAUUUUGGGCCGGUGAUGUCUUGCCGAGUGGAGCAGGUAAAAGGAGCGACUUACGAUCUCAGACAAUUUCUUGGUGAUUUGAACGGUCAUUCCUUGAAAGAAACAGAAGAAAAAGAUGACUACGUUAAUUCACUUUUAAAAAAUCCAAAAAACAGAUUGUAUCAGUUGGUUGUUUACUUGGCACCUGGUGAUUACCAUCGAUUUCACAGUCCUACCGAUUGGCACAUAAACUUCCGACGACAUUUCCCAGGAAAAUUGCUGAGCGUCCAUCCGAAGGUGCUCAAACAUGUUUUCAAUCUGUUCUCCCUGAAUGAGCGCGUUGUUUACGUCGGAGAAUGGUCAGGUGGCUUCAUGGCUUACGCGGCGGUCGGAGCGACGAACGUCGGUUCUAUCAGAGUUUACCGCGACAAGGAAUUGGUGACCAAUAAGAUGCAGUGGCCGGAAGGCACGCGUUGGAAGGAAGCGGAUUUGAACACUCGCGUUGCCAAAGGCGAGCUGUUCGGCGAAUUCAGACUCGGAUCCACGAUCGUGCUGCUGUUCGAAGCACCUAGCGACUUUCAAUUCUGCCUGCAAGUCGGCCAGACUAUCAAAGUCGGUCAGGCAUUGAGCGCGUAUUGCAACAAGCCGUACGAACAACAGAUCGAACGACGGCACUUAAUUAUGAAUGUUGCGCACGACUGGAGAGACAUAUGGAGACCUAGAGUAGCGUAAAUCGAACCGAUAAAGUAGACGUUGCAUUAAAUAUUUAGUGACAAAUUAAAACAUGCAACUUGCACGUUUUACAUCCCUGUAUGAGGUUCAAUUGCAAGCGAAAUAAAAAAAAAAGAAAAAAAUAGAAGAAAAGAAAAUGUUAGAUUUUACACCAGAAACUCGAUUUGAUUUUUUUUUUUUUUUCGAGUAUCGAUCUCUUUGUAAUUACUUCUGUAUAUGUAAUUUGUAUUCUCGCGCGCCCGAAAAAUUAUCACGCGAUUCAUCUAGGAUUACAUAUUGUAAAUACGUUAUUUUGUAAAAAAAAAAAAAAAAAAAAAAAAAAACUACCCUCAUUACUUUUAAUUGAUUCUUAGAAUCACGCGAAAAAAAAGUGGAUUUAUAAUAGACUUGACACAGUUAACUUAUCGCGUUUAUUACAGCGCACGAUUAGCACGUUGAUAACGAACAAAAUUACUACGUAACAAAUUACGUCUUUUUGUGUAGAAGUUUAAACGAUUAUAGUAUUAUAUUACAUAUGUGUGUGUAUGUGUGCGCGUGUGUGCAAUUAAAAUCUACUUAGCACAUUUGUAAGAAUACGAGCUCCAUUUCUCUCUCCCCUUUUAUACGCGUCGCUACCGACAGAGGUCGGAUCGUAAACUGUUCUCAGUUGCAUGCCAAAUCGAUCUUUGUUCGCAUUUAAGUCGUUUGGUCAAGGCCGUCAGGUGAAACACAUUUUUCUCAAUUAAAACCUCUAUGAGCUUUAUUUUAAUUCGCGAGAGUAACGAGCACGCACCGUCGUCAUGUCCUCCCCGUGCGAGUUGCUCCGCGAUUUUGCGCGAAAAAAAAAAAAAAAUAAUUUUCCACCCCCUGCGUUUCAAUUUAUUGUCUUUUGUGCG